CGCUUGAGUGCCUCCUUCGUGGUUAGCUUUUUCUGUCUUCAAAGCAGCGAGCGUCUUACAAUUAGACCAGCCUCCCUCCGCGCCAUGGUGCUCACGGACAAGCAGCGCCAGGAUCUCCAUCAGGCCAUGCUCGACUACCUCGUGGGUAUGGGCGAGCGCUUCGCCGACACUGCCGCCGCCUUCGAGAAGGAAGCGGACGUGACCAAGUCGAGCGACGGCAAACACGCCGGUCUACUGGAAAAGAAGUGGACAUCCGUGAUCCGUCUACAGCGCAAGGUCAUGGAGCUCGAGACGAAGAUGGUGCAGCUCGAGGAGAACGCCAAACUAGGCGGUGUGCUUAGCCGUAGAGACGUGCUGGGCGCCCGCCAACGUACCGAGUUUCUGCCACGCGCACCCGCCAAGUUCUCACUAACAGGCCACCGCUCACCUAUCACGUGCGUAGCCUUCCACCCUGUCUUCAGCGUCCUUGUCUCGGGCAGUGAGGAUGCCAGCGUCAAGGUCUGGGACUUUGAGACGGGCGAGUACGAGCGCACACUUAAGGGCCACACAAACCCCGUACAGGCUGUGGCCUUCAACGGUUCUGGAUCACUAUUAGCCUCCACAUCCACAGAUCUGUCCGUUAAGAUCUGGGAUUUCUCCAGUGAUGGCGACUACGAGUGUCUUCGCACCUUACGCGGACAUGACCACAAUGUCUGUGGCAUCGUGUUCGGCCCCGACCUUGCAAGCGACCGACUGUACUCGUGCUCGCGUGAUAACACUAUCAAAGUGUGGGAAUUAUCCACAGGCUACUGUGUCAACACGCUGAAUGCUGGACAUACCGACUGGGUGCGGGAUGUGGCAGUCAGUGACGACGGGCUGUAUUUGGCUUCCUGCGGCAACGACCGAUCGAUUUUGUUCUGGGAUCUACAACACAUGCGCGUGUUGCAGUCUAUCCGCGAGCACGAACAUGUCGUGGAGAGUGUGGUGUUCGCUAAGACAGGACAAGAGCAGGUUAUUGAGAAGAUUCACUCCAAGAAGCUUGCGGCUACGGGAGCACUGACUCCAGCCAAUGGAGUCGCCUCUCCGGAGGCUAACAACCAUGACAUGACCGACAGUACGGCAGGAGAACCCACUGGUGCAGUCGCUGUCGCCAGUGUGCCUACUGUCCGCCGCAUGAAGUUCCUGUUGUCUGGAUCUCGUGACCGCACAGUGCGUCUAUGGGAAGCCUUCAGCGGCAUGCAAUUGAUGCUGUUCGCUAGUCACGAGAACUGGGUGCGCGAAGUUCGUUUCCACCCUAGCGGCAAGUACGCGCUCAGCGCCGGUGAAGACAAGACCAUCCGCGUCUUUGACGUUGACACUGGUCGUUGCGUGCGGACGCUUGAUGAGGCUCACAGCCACUUCGUGACAUGCCUGGACGUCCACCCGAGUCUCCCACUGAUUAUUUCGGGGGGCAUUGACAAAAUCAUCAACGUGUGGGAAUGUGUAUAAAGGUAGGAGCAGUGGCGACCGCUCUCCAGCUUCGUAUUAUCUGAAGAUCAGCAGUAAAGCAGCGAGUAGUGGCGCCGGUAUCAGCGUAAAGUCGACAGUUCUCGUUGAACUUGCACAUCGGUGAACAUGCGUCUCGUUGAGCAUAUGCCUCGUUGCAGGCUGGAUCAAUUCGUGCUUGGCUGGUGAAAAUCGAUAAUGGCUGAAGAGGAGUAGAGUAGAGUAGGUAAGUGGCAGUAUAAUGCUCUCAUGGUGCAUCUGGCAUACAUGUAGUUCGCCUCGUAAAAGCGAUAACGUAUCAACAAGAUGCGAAGCCCAGUAUCGAUUUCUUACAACCAGAUGAGCGCCCCGCAAGGUGAACGCUGUCGUCUUGUGACCCUGCUUGUAACAGUACCCAUAAUUCCUGCAAUACCAAGCAAGACGAGAAUGUCCAACA
Messenger RNA from Phytophthora nicotianae INRA-310, 1900 nucleotides. RefSeq lists its product as hypothetical. The record is from RefSeq and is a predicted model, not a curated record. Gene Ontology annotation, molecular function: protein binding. Bases 85 to 1467 code for a protein of 460 amino acids. The transcript has 3 exons. Lineage: Eukaryota; Oomycota; Peronosporomycetes; Peronosporales; Peronosporaceae.